AAUUCAAAAUGAACACCACUUUCUGACAUCCCUGAACCGCAGUUGUCUCUCGCCAUCUCUCGCCAUCUCUCGCCAUCCAUUGUCUAGAUCUCUUCUCCUCCAUCACCGGAAGAAUGAAGAGGGGCAACCGCCGAACAAAGCGCGCCGGCGCCACCGACUCUCCAUCACCAUCUAAGUGUGGGGACAGCGACAAGCAGCCGCAGCCGCAGCAGAAUCACGAGAGUAGGAUCCACGAUUUGGAGAGGGAAAACCAGGAUCUAAGGAAAGAGGUCGAGGAAUUGAAGCACAGGCUGGGAAACGAUUCCCCAGCUUCAGAUGGCAAGAUUCAGAAGCUUUAUGAAGGCGCGCUCGAAAAGCUGCGCAUUCUUGAUGAACAGGCUAUGGAUUUGAAGAAGAAACUCAAUGCUCAAUCUCAGUUUUCAACUCAAAAGCAAAAGACAGCAGGGCGACAGCCAGAGGAUGUGAUCCAGAGAUUGAAGGCUCAAAAGGUCCAACUUCUCUGCAAGAUCAAGCUGGACUCUGUGCAAUUCAGGCUGUCAAAAGCUUCACUAGAGAAAGACGUUCUCCAGCUUAAGAAAGACCAGAGGAAGAAUGAAUAUGAGAUACGCAAGCUAUUGGCUCUAACCAGCAGGCAAAAGCUGGUACUACAGAGGAAACAAGAGGAAGCUUCUGCAGCAACAAGGAAACUUAAUGAGUUCUUACAAUAUAGGAAGUCUUCAUCUCAAAGAAGUUCAGGGUCUCAGAAAGACGGGAGUCCUGGAAGUCAGGCCCUUGAGAUUGAGCUGAAAGUUACGGAAAGGGUAGAAGACAUACGCUGCGACUUUGAGCGUCAAAUGGAAGAGAUGGCAGAAGAAGUAAAGAAAUAUGAGGAAGAAGCUGAGAUGCUAAGGCAAGAGAAUUUCAGGUUCAUGUUGCAGGAUAAAGAAAACGACUGCAUGGCUAGAGAUUCAGAGUUGAGAGACUUAAAAGAAGAAGUGUUCAAACUAAGUACCAUGGUGAACCAGAUGCCAAUAGUAAGGGCACGGCCUGUUCACUCAACAAAACCACAGGAUUUGAGUCGUUCUGUGUUGUUCGAGACACCCGCAGUGGAUUCAGAAACUUCUGAUAAUGUCCCCACUAGGGUGAAAUCCGCACAAGGAGGAUGCUGCUCUUGCAGUAAAAACUCACUGUGCAAGACAAAUAAGUGCCAAUGCCGAGCUGCUAAGGGAGGUUGUGGUGAAGGCUGUCGUUGUUCAAUUGCAAAGUGCACAAAUGGGAAGCGUUUGGCCAAGAAGGAUAGCUCACUGCCAUCAGUCAUAGCUCAGGACUUGGUCCAUUCUUCAGGCAGCGAGAAUACGUCGGAUGCGACAUCUCCCAAUCUAGUGACGGAAAGACAGCCCUUUUCUGAAAUCGGAAAUGUUCAGGGUUGCAAGUCUGAAGAGGAAACCAAGAUGGAGAAGGCAUCCACGCAUCUUGAAAUGGAGCAACCAACAGGUAACCCGGAAAGCCUGAAACCGGUUGCUGAUAAAACUGGUGCUGCUCCACCAGAUAUGUUUAGGAAGUUGACAAGGGCCAUGCGGUCUGCCGUGAUCGGGAAGUAAGAUCCUCGAACACAGAAGAGCACCAAAUUCUGACCAAGUGAUUACCACAAAAAUUGAUUCUUGAGGCUUCUUGCUUCAGGCCAUUCAUAAAUUGUUGUGAGACGAAAGGCAAUGGCAGUCGACCCACGAAAAAACAGAAAAGGAAUCAAUUACAGCGUUGUAGUCUUCCAGAUUCGUGUGUGUUGUUUGAGACUUGAGAGAAUUUAAGGUUGGGAGGUGACCAAGGAAAUGAGUGUGUUUGCUUGUUGAUCCAUUGCAGGAGGUGCCUUUCCCGGAAUUAAUGUAAUUUCCAAAUUCAUGAAAAGUGUCAGGUAUUGGUAAUUGGUUGGAUGCAAAAGCAAUUUUUCAAAGGUGACAUGUUUGUUUUUACUAUUAGGUGCUAGAGGGAUUUGAACUCGAGAUCCUCAUUUUCAUGUUGAAGCUGAACUAAGCUUUUGUUCACUGGGAUGCAAUUUGGCUAUGUUGCUGACCGCCACUACAUGAGAAAAAUCUUUAACAAUGAGCUUUCGGAUGACGAUCUGAACAUCACCACAAAAAUAAGACAUUAGUAAAUAUAUAAAUUUUACAAUACUAUAUAGCAUUGAUGCUAUAGGAUUUUACCUUUAUGGUACAACUUGAAAUUGUACCUUUAAUGUUAUGGUACAACUUCAGAUUGUACCUAUACUUUUUGUACAAAUUCUUUUAUGCUACAACUUAAACUUGUACCUUAAUGACACAACUUCAAGUUGUAAAGUUGUACCAUAACAUAAUGAUACAAAUUCCUUUAUGGUACCACAUAAACUUGUACAUUUAAUGUUAUGGUACAACUUCAAGUUGUACAUUAAAGCACCAAUACAAUAUAGCAUAGUAGAAGUGCUCAAGUAAAUAACCAACAUCUAUUAGUUCAAUCAUGAAAGGAUCGGAGAAGAAAUCAUAUUAGUGUUUAAAAGAAGAGUAAAUGCUACAUUUGGUCACUGAAAUUACUAAAUCGUGUCACGUUUAGAUCACUAGAAAAAUUUAAUAUCAAUUUUGGUCACUCGAAUUACUGAAACAUGUCACAUUUAGUCACUCUCCCGUUAGUUUUCGUCUAAAUCCAGUUGGACGAAAACUAAUGGGAGAGUGACUAAAUGUGACAUGUUUCAGUAGUUCGAGUGACAAAAUGUGACAUGUUUCAGUAAUUCGAGUGACUGGAGUUGGACGGUGACUAAAUGUGAUAACACAUUCGGUCACUGAGAUUAGUAAAUGUGUGAUAACACAUUCACAUGAGAAGUUGACAAAGUCAAUCACCCUUUCAACCGAAAACUCGAUUUCUCGUCGAAUUGACCAGAAUGGCAUGUCGAGGGAUGGGUGGGGGGGAAUGGGUGCUUGGGAUGCAGCUCCCUCGUUACUCGAACGAGGUCUACGAAUAUAGUUGGCAAACAUAGCUUGAGCAGCCUCUCAUUUUGUUAUUUGUACAUCAAACUGGCGCAAUAAAACAUGAGGUAGAAU
Molecule: messenger RNA, 3047 nt
Organism: Linum trigynum
Lineage: Eukaryota; Viridiplantae; Streptophyta; Magnoliopsida; Malpighiales; Linaceae
Source: the annotation of a GenBank genome assembly